Molecule: messenger RNA, 2275 nt
Organism: Gadus morhua (Atlantic cod)
Lineage: Eukaryota; Metazoa; Chordata; Actinopteri; Gadiformes; Gadidae
Exons: 6
Coding region: 1054-1911 (285 amino acids)
Source: RefSeq, a predicted model, not a curated record
UGAGCCUGGCUCAGUCUUUACGGCAGCGACCCGGGUUCGACUCCUGCCCUUGGUCACUGUCUGCGUGUCCUUAUGUCUCCCUUUCUCUCAUACCUUCAUGUCUAACUCUGUGUUUCUGCAUGAAUAUUGCGAAAUAAAUCUUUGAAUAAAGAAUAUGCUGCUGGCCGCAGUCAGAUCUAUAUAAUUUACGAAAUAUAAUAUAAAUAGAUUAGAUGGCAUUUGAGUACAUUUCUGAUUAAAAAAAUAAUUAAAAAGAUCCUUUCAUCAUCAGUGGCGUUUUCUCCCGGAGGCCAUUGGCUUCCCUGUUUUUUAGACAUCCAAUAAAAACAUUUAUAUUAACAGUUUCGGUUACUCUUUGGUGCUGUGUUGGUGUCAUUUCUUCCACAUUUUCUCGCCUCAUUGAGCAUUUUAAAAUGCACCAAACUGCGCCCCUCUAAAUACUAAAUACGCGGUAAAACACGACAUGGCACACAGUACGUCCACGAGCAAUCCAGCCCGAGAUGGUAUCCCUUGGUGAGAAAAAAAAGAGAAGGAUUAACCAAUCAGGCGAGGCUACAGUCAUGACACUGCCCUCCUGUGAUUAGUCAGCAGGGUGCCAAGGGAAGUCACCAGGCGGGCCCUUGGCUUCACACCAAUCAAAUCAAAGAAUCAACGUCAACGUAAACAAAUAGCGGGAGAUAAGAUUUUUACCAUAUUAUCGUAUAAGCAAGUGCAGUUUUGGAGGAUGGAGAUUUAGAGUAGGACAAUUUGGUAACAUUUAACCAAACUGCCACAUGGGCAGCAACAAAAAAAUAAAUCUGACGGCAGGCCAAUGCCGAAGCUUCAGCUGCUUGUGGAGAGAAAGAAGAGUGGUUAUCGCACUUUCAAUGAGGAUAACUAUGUCCGGACCGAGUUGCUAGCUGGUAGCGCUAAACUUCAGCUAUUUUGCUGACCAUGCCUUCUUUUUUUUUACCAAGAUUCAUGCUCCCUGAACAAUCCCUGGGUGACAGGGAUCUUAUUGACCUCUUCGCCACCAUGAAAGACAGGAGAAAGGCCUUCCUCUACAAAUAGGUGAUGACGUCGUCUGCUGACCAGGAAGUCAAGCAGAACCUGAUCUCCACUGUGGGGGGAGAGGUCACCAUACCUGAGCCUGUCAAGGGUCCUGGAUUUCUUCUGAAAGAAAGAACUGUAAUCGCUACAGUGACCAGUGAUAGAAUAAUAACAAAAUCAAAUAAUCGUUUCCUUGGCCGACUGUCCUUGAACCGAGUCACUGGGCAGUACACCAUAAGAAGUCUGCAGAACAACGAUUCAGGGUUUUAUACUGUUGAUCAAGAAGACACAUAUAAAUCUGAAUCAUUCAAGCUGAGUGUUUAUGACGCCGUCCUGGAGCCCGGUGUCACCGUAGCGUCUGUGAGCAGCGAGCGCUGCACCCUGCUGUGUGCUGUGGACCAACUGAGUGGAGGGACUCUCUCCUGGUAUCAAGGAGAGGUCCUGGUGAACCAGAGCAGCACCCAGCGCUCUCUCCCUCUGACCGUGGUCAGGCUGGGUCUCCGGUCCUCCUACCGCUGUGUGUCUGCCAACCCUGCUGGGAACCUCACCCGGUCAGUCGACGCUAAGACGUCCUGCACAGUACAGCAGCGCACUGGUGAUGAAGAUGAAGAGGAGUCUAACAGGCUGGUCCGGAUUGUGAUUCCGAUCAUCUGUGGUGUUACAUUCAUCCUAUUCGUAUCUGUCAUCAUAUUCUUUGUUGACAGACAUCUCCAAGCUUCAAUCCAGCGGGAACGUUGCGUUACACAGCAGGAGGAGCUGCAACACGUACGUCAGAUACAACCAGAUACAAGGCAAAGAGAACUUAAAGGAAUAAUCGUUCUUGGAUCAAACCAUCCUAGCCGCCUGGUGUCAGUAAAACAUUUGUUACCAAAAAAAGGAUGACUCUGUUUGCAUUUAGUGUGCGCCCCCCGGCACGAAUAUAACAACAGCACAAAUUGAGCAAUAUAGCACUUGGGUCUUUUGGACCCAAGUGAUCAAUGUGCUUCAGCCCAUAUGGAUCCAUAUAAUGAAUCACCCUACAAUUACAGUGAAUCUCCCUGCACGUUCAGUGAAUCACCCUACCAGUAGAGUAGGGUAAAUCUGAACAUUGGCUUCCUGUUGGAAGACCUUCCUGAGACCAAUCUGUUAUUUAUUCCCAGAGUAUACAAAAAACAUGGGAAAGCAGGAUUUAGUUAUGCAACAAAUAGCUGGAAUAAACUCCCUGAGGAUUUAAGACUUGCCCCAACUCUGACAACUUUUAAAACAA